AUGUCAUUCGCGUAUAAGCACGUUCUCCUCAUCGGAGCUACAUCUGGAAUUGGUCUUGCCAUGGCUGAAAGUCUUGUUCAAGAAUGGAAUAUCACCGUCGUCAGUCGUCGCAAGGAUCGGCUCGAUGAAUUUGUAGCCAAGCAUAGCGAUAUAGCAGAAUCCAUCUGUUUCGAUAUCGGUGACACUGAGAGAGCCUCUCAAUUUGCAGCUGACGUAUUCGAAAUAUCUCCUGGUAUCGAUUGCAUCUUCCUCAACGCAGGAUAUCAACGCAAACAUGAUUUUUCUAAGCCUGGAAGUGUCGAUAUCGAAGGAUUCAAUUAUGAGAUGCACGUGAAUUUUACCAGCUUCGUGGUAAUGACUCAUGUUUAUCUUCCGUAUCCUUUAGAGAAAAAGCAGAAGACAAGCUUCAUUUAG
Molecule: messenger RNA, 414 nt
Organism: Botrytis porri
Lineage: Eukaryota; Fungi; Ascomycota; Leotiomycetes; Helotiales; Sclerotiniaceae
Exons: 1
Coding region: 1-414 (137 amino acids)
Source: RefSeq, a predicted model, not a curated record